AUGUCUCGUCUCACCUUCUUUAACCCAGUUGAUCAUGAGCUAAUCAAAUACUUGAAUGCGAAGAUCACCAAAGAGGAUGAUACACCUGCGGAUGAGAGCGAGAUAAAGGAAGUUAAUCUAUGUAACCACGAACCUCAAGAGAUACCUGGCUUGGCUAGGAUGGAAUCUGACCACCUCUGGCACAUCAUAUCACCUGUGGAAAAGUUAAACGGGGAAUUUCAACUAACAAAGAGAACGUCCAAGACAGGAGUCAAAUCUUCCUCAUCAAGGCGUACACCAAAAAUAAAGUCUGAUUGGAUCAUGCACGAGUACAACUCCCUGAUUCAACAUCCUAAAAAGGAAGCUUUUGUGCUUUGCAAACUUAUGAAGAGGGUUCCUGAGAAAAGGGUGAUACCAAUAAAAAAAAAACAUAUGAAAAGGGCAAGAGCUCCACGGAGUAGUGCUACCCGAGAGAACUCCCGGCGUGUAGCAGACCCGGAUAUCUCUCUUAAUACUGUGCCAGAGGCUUCUCCGGUGCUGGAAGUGGCUCCGGCGAUGGUGGUGACUGAUCCGGCUAUCGCUCCUAAUUUUCCGGUGCUGGAAGUGGAUGAUCUUAUAUAUAACGACAACAACUACUGGAGAAACUUUCCCCAGGAAUUCUAUCUUAAUACUGUGCCAGAGGCUUCUCCGAAGCUGGAAGUGGCUCCGGCGAUGGUGGUGACUGAUCCGGCUACCCCUCCUAAUCCUUUUCUAUUCAACACGUGA
This is a messenger RNA of Camelina sativa (false flax), 744 nucleotides long. The record is from RefSeq and is a predicted model, not a curated record. NCBI's taxonomy places the organism in Eukaryota, Viridiplantae, Streptophyta, Magnoliopsida, Brassicales, Brassicaceae.